Molecule: messenger RNA, 1007 nt
Organism: Prosopis cineraria
Lineage: Eukaryota; Viridiplantae; Streptophyta; Magnoliopsida; Fabales; Fabaceae
Exons: 8
Coding region: 369-1007 (212 amino acids)
Source: RefSeq, a predicted model, not a curated record
AUGUUUUCAUGCCCAUGCAGACGUGUAUGGAUUUGUCAAAUCCAUGGGACAACUUGAGGAAUAUUGCUGUGACCAUGAAACAAAGCAUAAACUGAGAAUGGUCAUUACCGAUAAUGAGACUGCCACAAAUUUGUAGCUCUUUUAAUGCUACCAGAGUAUUGUAUAAUCCUCCAAUUAAAGAAGUGAAAGAUCUUAUGCAUAGGGCAAGGGACCAAUCAUCCCCAAUCCUAACAGUAGGAACACAACCCUUGACACCUGCUUCUACUCAAUCAUCUGGAUCAAGCAUGAUGCGCAAUACAUAGAAAAUAGAUAUUGCCCAGAUUCAGGACCAGGAAGUGAAUUCCAGUUUCUUAAUUCAUGGCACAAUUAUGAAGCUAGACACUCGUCAUGGAUGGAAUUACGAUGGAUGUACUAAAUGUGCUAUAAAGACCAUUGAACAGAAUGAUUCUACUUAUUGUCCCACCUGUAAAAAGAAACCCGAUUCAGUUGAACCAAAGUUGAAGAUUCACUAUACUGUGGAAGACGAGACAGGAAAGGUUACUGUUGUAUUUUGGGACAAGCUAGCUGUGCAGCUUCUUCAUAAGACUGUAGCUGAACUGAAGGCCAUUCUUCAUGAUGACAAACGCACAUAUGACUUUCCUGAUGAAUUGGACAACCUGAUUGGCAAGAAAAUGAUUCUUAAGCUUAAGAUUAAUGCAUACAACAAGAAGUAUUCAAACUCAAGCAUAAGUGUCACUCAAUACACUGAAUGUGGUGAUUUAAUUAACGAAUUUACAGAAGCUAAUGAUGAGGGCCAAGUGGAGGAUAAUUCAAAAGAGGUUAGUAACCAACAUAUGGAUAAGCCUCAAAAUGAUGAGCCUGUUGAGAAGCACCAGCUAUCUGUUCAGCAGGUUCCUCAGAACUAUGUCGGACUAGAAGAGAUAACAAUUACUGAGUUAGUGAAGACACAACUUGAACCUGCAGUUGCACAAACCAAAGGCAAGAGGAAAUGUGCUGCAAAGAAGUAA